This is a messenger RNA of Nicotiana tabacum (common tobacco), 4081 nucleotides long. Its product is annotated as pentatricopeptide repeat-containing protein At5g19020, mitochondrial-like. The record is from RefSeq and is a predicted model, not a curated record. Gene Ontology annotation, molecular function: protein binding; RNA binding. Gene Ontology annotation, biological process: RNA modification. Lineage: Eukaryota; Viridiplantae; Streptophyta; Magnoliopsida; Solanales; Solanaceae.
GUCAAAUGAUCUACAAGACCUUGCCUCUUUAUUUUAAGGCACCAAAUUUUGUUUAUGAGUGAAACCAAGAAAGCAUCCCAUGGUAUCGUGUGAUGAUCAUUGGAUUCGGACACAAGCCAUCCUUUCACCUUCUUGUUCCAAUCUUUUCACUCUCUUUUCCCUCUCCAAAAUGGGUCUCUUCUUCAGCUCAAAAAACACCAUCUUCACAAACCCCAUUGAAUCACCAACCCCACCUCCAAAUCACCAAGAAACAAAAACCCAAUUACGAAUUCUCACUUGUUUCAGCCUUCAAGUCUUGUUCAAUAGAUUCUUGUAUCACACGAGGCCAACAACUCCAUUCCCUUGUCUUAAAAUCCGGCUUUGAAUCCAACAUUUACAUCCUAAAUAGCUUAAUCUCUUUUUAUGUAAAAUGUGGAUUAGUAACUGAUGCUAAGUCUAUCUUUGACGCUAGUACUAGGUCAGAUGCAGUGUCUUGUAACAUAAUGUUGUGCGGGUAUGUAAAAUUUGGGCUUUUGGACGAAGCUCGUGCGGUGUUUGAUAAAAUGCCUGAGAAAAAUUGUGUGUCUUAUACCACUAUGAUAAUGGGUUUGGUACAGAAGGGGUUUUGGAGUGAGGCUAUUUGGGGUUUUCGGGAUAUGAGGUACUUUGGUGUUGGUCCAAAUGAGGUGACUAUGGUGAAUGUCAUCUCAGCUUAUUUGCAUUGUGGUGGGGUUGAGGUGGGUAAGAUGCUUCACGGGUUGGUGUUGAAAGUUGGGGUUACUGAUUUCGUUCACGUAUCCACCAAUUUGCUUCAUUUGUAUUGUCUUAGUGGGUGUUUAAAGGAUGCUAGUAUGUUGUUUAAUGAGAUGCCUGAAAAAAAUGUGGUUUCUUGGAAUGUAAUGCUGAAUGGGUAUACUAAGGCUGGGUUAGUUGAUUUAGGUAGAGAGAUUUUUGAACAGAUUGUUGAUAAAGAUGUGGUUUCUUGGGGUACGAUUAUUGAUGGUUAUUUGCAAGUGGGGAGGUUGAGUGAGGCUGUCAGAAUGUAUUCUGAAAUGCUACAUACUGGGCUGCAUCCUAAUGAUGUUAUGAUUGUAGACUUUCUAUCAACAUGUGGACAAGUGAUGUGUAUUUAUGAGGGUAAGGAGUUUCAUGGUGUAGCUGUGAAGAAGGGUUUUGAUAUCUUGGACUUUAUACAGGCAACAAUAGUUCACUUUUAUGCAGCUUGCGGGGAAGUGGAUCUUGCUCGUUUGCAAUUUGAAGUAGGAAACAAGAACCAUAUUGCAUGUUGGAAUGCCCUAAUAGCAGGACUUAUUAGAAAUAGAAAAAUUGAAGAGGCGAGACAUUUAUUUGACCAAAUGCCUGCAAGAGAUGUUUUCUCGUGGAGUUCCAUGAUUUCUGGUUACUCACAAAGUGAGAAGCCUGAUUUGGCUCUUGAGCUUUUUCGUGAGAUGUUAGCUAGUGGCGUAAAACCAAAUGAAAUAACUAUGGUCAGUGUCCUCUCUUCUAUUGCUACUUUGGGAACAUUUAAAGAAGGUAGAUGGGCUCAUGAUUAUAUUUGCAAAAACUCCAUCCCUUUGAAUGACAACUUGAGUUCAGCACUGAUUGACAUGUAUGCCAAAUGUGCUAGCGUCAAUGAUGCCUUAGAGGUAUUCAAUCGAGUUCGAGAGAAAGCUGUUGAUGUCUCACCAUGGAAUGCCAUUAUUUGUGGCCUGGCAAUGCACGGUCACGCGCAUUUAUCUCUUGAUAUUUUCUCAGAUUUGCUGAGGCGAACCAUUAAACCCAAUUCAAUCACCUUCAUUGGAGUCUUAAGUGCAUGUUGUCAUGCUGGGUUGGUGGAGGCUGGUGAACAGCAUUUCCAGAGCAUGACUAAAUUGUAUAAUGUAGAACCAAAUGUUAAGCACUAUGGUUGUAUGGUGGAUCUUUUUGGCAGAGCAGGAAGGUUGAAAGAAGCUGAAGAGCUCAUAAGGAGCAUGCCAAUGGAGGCAGAUUGCAUCAUAUGGGGCACAUUGUUAGCUGCUUGUAGAACUCAUGGUAACACAGAAAUAGGAGAAAGGGCUGCAGAGAACCUUGCAAGAGUGGAGCCAUCUCAUGGUCCUAGUAGGGUCCUUCUCUCUAACAUUUAUGCAGAUGCCGGCAAAUGGGAUGAUGCAUUUCUAGUAAGGCAAGCUAUGCGAAGUCGAGGAUUGACAAGGUCAACUGCAUAUAGUGGCGUUGUAUGAUACUUUGAUUUUGUUACCUGUUGUUACAGCAAAACUCUUUUUGCACUGGGCUGCCAAGAGAAGAGUUCACCAAGGGUUCGGUUGUUCGCCGAUUCAAGUGGUAGUUGGGUAUAGAAUGUCGUGAGACGGUUCGGUUCCUAUCUACUGUUAGUGUUAAAGGGAGAACUGCGAGGAGCCAACCCUAUUACGAGAGUACUGGGUUGGGCUAACCUAUGUUAUACCGGUUGUUAUGCGAAUAGCAGCGCCGGGCAGCUAAGUUGGUAUGGAAGAACUGCUGCGCUGCGGGAUAUCCUUCUCUAGUGCGUGAUUACAGAGUUUAUAUCACCAUCUAGUCUAUCUCGGCCAGUGUAAGCUUUAACUGAUUGAUUGAGGCAUAGUUGAUAGAUUAAUUGAUUGAUAUAGUCUAUAUUGGCCAAUACAUUGUACAUUGCAGUUGCCAAGAAAACAUUUCAAGCUAACUGCUGAUUGUCUUCAGUUCUUUCUUUUAUAAUGGCUAUCCUUGUGUUACGAGAUGUAAAAAGUUUGGAAAAGUUGGUUCUUUUCCUACUAUCUAUUUGGGGAUGUCUUUGGGAGCAAAAAGCAAAUCCAAAGAAAUAUGGAAUGGAGUUCUGGAAAGAUGUGAGAAAAAGUUAGCCAGAUGGAAAGCACAAUACAUUUCUUUGGGAGGUAGACUAGUUCUUAUUAACUCUGUGUUACACGCUCUCUCAACCUACAUGAUGUCCCUAUUCCCUUUUUACCUGCAAGUGUAGAAAGGAGAAUGGAAGUCAUGAGAAGGAAUUUCCUGUGGCAUGGAAAUAAAGAGAAGAAAGGAUUUCACUUAGUUAAAUGGAAAAAGUUGACCAUUAGUAUACUAGAAGGGGGUUUGGGAAUCAGAAAUUUGAGAAGGCAAAACAAAUGUCUAUUAAUGAAGUGGUUGUGGAGGUUUACAAGGGAAGAACAAACACUAUGGGGAAGGGUGAUAAGAGCGAAGUAUGGAAAAGAAGGCUUCUGGAUGACUAGGGAGGUGAAGAAUCGUUAUGGAACCAGGAACAUGUGGCCAAGUCUUUCAUCCAAACUGAAUUUUAAUGUGAGGGAUCUUGGAAUAGGAUGCUUGAAGGUUUUAUUCCCUGACAUUUUUACAUUGAAUCAGCAACAAAGAGCUACAAUGAAGGAUGUAUGGGGGUUUCAGGUAUGGAACUUAACAUUCAGAAGACUACUUCAAGAUUGGGAACUGCCUAAAAUUGCAGAAUUCUAUAACACCUUGGAUCAAGGUAGAGGAUUGCAAGAGGGGGAAGACACUCUUUCAUGGAAGAAGCACAUUAGUGGAAGUUAUACAUUAAGUUCAGCCUACAAAAAAUUGAAUCAGGUGUCUCAAAACAGUUUAUGGCCUUCGAAACACAUAUGGAAGGUUUAAAUACCAUACAAAGUAGCAUGCUUUACUUGGUUGGUGGCUAAAGCAGUACUUACUCAGGAAAAUCUUAGGAAAAGAGGACUGCCAAUUUGUUCUAGAUGCUAUUUAUGUGGACAAGAUGCGGAGAGGCCAUCUGUUUCUACAUUGUAGAGUGACCAGACAGUUGUGGAAAUUAUUCAUCAACCUUUGAACUUCUGGAACGUUGGAAUACAGGGGGGAAUUCUACCUAAACAAAGACAGAUGGAAAAUUGUCCCAGCAGCUAUUUGGUGGACAUUAUGGAAGGAGAGAAAUGCAAGAUGCGUUGAAGAUACAAGCAGCCCUACACACAAGAUUAAGAUGAAUUGUAUUCUUCUUUUUAGUUAUUGGUGUAAAUUAGAAUAUAUUGAUGACCAUGAUUCAAUCAUAGAAGUUUUAGGCUCCUUGUGAGAAGAACAAGGAUGUUACGCUUUUGGUUUUUGCCUAAGUUAUCCAUGAUGUACAUUUUGGCUCCCA